UUAAGCUCGAUUGGGCUUGAACUUGAUUUGUGUUUGAAUUUAUUGUGUUCUUUAAUGUUAAUGUCGUGGGCUGAUUAACUCUACAAACUAGCUUAUAUGUUUUUGUUUUAUGGACUAUUUUAACAGAAAUAUAUUUUAACUACUUAAAACAAAAAUACACAUAGUAUGACAAUUGGCUAAAGGUUCAUGUUCUAAUGUUGUGAAACGUUGGUCUAUGGUUGAACACAUUUAUUGCACAUAUUAUGUUUGAAUGUAUCUAUGUUUCAGUGUUUCAUGUAAUUUUAACUUAUAGAGCUGAUUAAUGUUUGGAACUGGCUUUAUUCCUGUGCUUUGUUGCAUAUCAUACACUUAAACUUUUGGAACAAAAACAGUUAUUACUUUAUAAACAUAAAAUCAAAAUGGCGACAGGUUCUUUGUUUACUGUUGCAAAACGUUUGCGUAUGGUUGAAGACUUUCGUUGCACAAAUUGUGAAGAACAGAAUCUACAGGAAUCAGCAGACAACUAUUGUGAGGCGUGUCAGACGUUUUAUUGCAAAAGAUGUAGUCACCUUCAUAAUCGGCUUUGUAAAGAACACACUACUUUUGGAAGGGGGGAUAUGAAGAAAUGGCCUGUUUCAAAGGAGAUGGAGGACUUUGUCAAGAAGUGUGAAGAGCAUGAGGAUAAAACACUGACACAGUUUUGCAAUGAUCACAGUCAGCUGUGCUGCUCUGAUUGUGUUGUAACAAUUCACAGCCAGUGCAGAGAAGUGACCCAGAUUUCGGAGCUGACCAACUCGCAGCCCUCAGGCCUAGAGGGGCUGUCAGUGGAGCUGGAAACUGUCCUGGGGGAAAUUAAAACCCUGCAGAUCAGUCAGGAGGCCAGCAUUCAGUCAUUGCAGAGAACAUACAAUGAACAUAGGGAAGUUAUGAUAGAGCAAAUGUGUGGCAAUUUAAAUACUUAUAUAGAUAAAUGUGAUAAUAAUUCUGUGGGAACAUCAGGCGGAAAUGAGCAAUAUUUAAAAGAAGAGAUGUGUAGAAAUGUUGUUUCUAUCGUAAAUGAAUUCGAUAAUAUUACUGCGAAGGAACUUAACGAGAUGAAAGAUGAAGUUAUAAGCAUUAAAGGGUCAGUAACAAGUUCUAUUCAUAAAUGCACCAGUGUUCACAAUGACUUGUCACAAUUCCAUGAAAUUGUUGAGAUAAUUGGAGAUCAUAAGGAGCUCUGCCUUAUAGCCAGCAUAAAAUGUAAGCAUAUAAUACAGCAGGCACUGUCUCUGCUGGGAAAGUCAGGCAAGGUGUUAAAUGUCCAGAGUAAUACUAAGCACAAUGUGAGAACACCAAGAGAUUCAAAAGAAUGUCAUAUCAUAGGCAUGUGUGUUCUGACUGAUGGGCAGAUGCUGGUUGCAGACAGUGAGAAUAAGAGGUACAAGCUGCUGAACCAGCAGUACCAGGUGGUGAGUCACUGGGAUGUGACUGAUAUAAUGGACAUGUGUCAGAUCACACCCAGUGAGGUUGCAGUGGCUGUGGAUAAUGCUAUCAACACACAUAAUGUCCAGUUUAUUACAGUCACCCAGAGCCAGCUCACUCCUGGUAGGAAGCUUGAGUUACAACAUGGAUGUACAGGUAUUGCCUGUCAUCAGGGAGAACUGUUUAUCUGCUCUGGUACUGCUCUGUUCAAGUACACACUAUAUGGCAAACAGCUCUGCACUCUCUAUGAAGAUAGGUCACGUCCUAAUGCAGUAUGGAUGUGUGCUGUGAGUCCCACAGGAGACAGGCUGUACAUAACCAGCUGGAACCAGCCCAAGCUUCUCACCCUGGCCAGGGAUGGCACACUCCUGGCUACAUUGACAGACCCAGCACUAGAUGGCCCACAUGGUCUACAUGUGACCCCUGCAGGCCAGGUGCUGGUCUGUGGAUACUGGUCCCACACUGUAGUACAGGUGGGCUGGGAGGGAGAGAGUAAGCUGGCUACGCUGGCUACUCAGAAGGAUGGCAUGAGGUACCCAUUGUCAGUCUGCUACAGCAGCUCCUCAUCAUCCAUCAUUGUGGGACUGAUGGGGAGUGACCACAUCCUGGUGUUCAGAGUGGAAUAGUGUGUACAUUGGCUGCUGAGUCAGGACAAGGUUGCUGAGGAUGUGGUGGACAAGGAUGACCGGAAUACACAGAAGGUGCUUGACCAAAUACAAGAGGCCGUCCCAUCAACUCAGUCGUCAAAGUCAGUUGAGAUGGACCAGAACAAGGUAGAAACCCAGCAACAUUUUACUCACUGUGAGCAUGAGCAAUGUUAUCGAGUUGACGUGGCAACGGCACCAGUCGGACCCCCAGGAGCCUCAGUACAGGAAAACCCUUCCCCUCUCCUGAUCCCUAGCUCCUCCCCUUUGACCUCCUGCUUCAAAGCUUCAUUGAACAAUACCGGUCUGUUGGAAUAUCUGAGCAUGUUGAGUUUUCUCAAGCUGUUCUCAACAACUGCAAUGUCUGUGUUGAUUGAUCCACACUCGUGCCUGAGUAGUUAGUUAAGCUCCAGUGCCGGAGGUGGGUCAAGUAUUUCAGACACGCGGAGUUAUAGCAGUAGUUAUGGUAAUACCAACAGUCACUGAUUGUGGACUUCACAACGAAUAGUAUGAAGAAUUAAAAGUUGGAUAACUUGUUCCAUGCUUUGUUGGACUAACAGAGCAACAUCGAAUAAUGGUAGAAAAUCUAGAAACAGUUAAAGAGUUAUAGAUCGAAGCAUAAGCUUUCCACGGGGUCUACUUCUGAUUUCAAUAGUAGUAGCAUUAUGGACCAUCCUGAAUUUUCCACUUAUGCAUCCAAAAUGUUCAAAGUGAACGUGCUUUUUACGCAAUUGCUGACAAAAAAAACUUUGUUAUGAACACUCAUAGCACGAUGAAUACAUCAGGUGUGGUUCAGGCGCAAAUUCUUCCCAACAACAUUAACACGGUGCCUAAGGUGUACCGAUCAUGGUUUGUUACGAGCACUUCACACUCCAAGACAAAACAGCCUCGCAUUGAAUAGACACUUGAUAAAGCGUUGAAAAAUGACAGAAGUUUUGUUGUGUGGUCCAGUAUGCCUUUUGACUCCAACCCAACAUUAGGUAGAACUCAAACUCAGCCCUUAGCAAUCACAGCGAGGCCAGCAUGGCAUCUCACCUUCUUGACCCUCAGAGUAUCAUUAAAGCUGAAAUCCAGCAUGAAACCAGGGAGGUGAAGGCCAUCGCACAGGCCAUGUGACGACUAUUCACUCCCCACCAGCUUGUGACUUGUUCCAUGAAGGGAGCAACAACUACAACGGGGUCACCAAGACCAUGCCUCCCCGCUGAGAGAAAUGCAAUCAUUGAUGUCAUAGCCAAAACCUUUGACAAGCCUCUGGUUGAUGUUGAAGAAAAGAUGAGAGGUUGUUUAAGGCGUCUGCGGCUGAUGCACAAGUAGACUGAAGUCUUUGUAAAUAAAAUGUGCUGUUAAAAUGAUUAUUUAACCAUUGUUUUAACUUGUUAUAUUGAUUUGCACCUGUUUCAACAACAUUAACUUAUUUUUAUGCUCCCGGUAGGGUCUCAUAUAACUGUCCGUCUGUCUGUCUAUCCGUCCGAAAACUUUAGCAUUGGUCAUAACUUUUGCAAUAUUGAAGAAAGCAACUUGAUAUUUUGCAUGCAUGUGUAUCUCAUUGAGCUGCACAUUUUGAGUGGUGCAGGGUCAAGGUCAUCCUUCAAGGUCAGAGGUCAAAAUCCAAUGGAAGUAAUAAGCUUUAAAGAGAGAUAAUUUCUAUACCUGCCAAAUGAUAAAUAGAAAUUUUAUUUCAAAACGGCGCAGUAGGGGGCAUUGUGUUUCUGACAAACACAUCUCUUGUUUGUACUUAUUCCAUACAAUCUUCCUUUUUUCAGUUCUUUCUUUGUGUUCAAUGUUAUGUUAUAACACUAUUAUAUUUUAUUAUAACAAUGCCAUGUCUGUCAAAAUAGUUUUAUCAUG
Molecule: messenger RNA, 3935 nt
Organism: Dreissena polymorpha
Lineage: Eukaryota; Metazoa; Mollusca; Bivalvia; Myida; Dreissenidae
Exons: 8
Coding region: 399-2069 (556 amino acids)
Biological process (GO): positive regulation of DNA-templated transcription
Cellular component (GO): chromatin; nucleoplasm
Molecular function (GO): ubiquitin-protein transferase activity; zinc ion binding
Source: RefSeq, a predicted model, not a curated record